AUGUCGUCGCAGAAGGCUUGGGCUGUCGUCGCUGGAGUUGGGCCAGGCACAGGUGCCUCGGUCGCUCGCCGCUUCGCCCAAAAAUACUCGGUUGCGUUACUGGCACGGAACCCUGCCAACUAUGACCCUGUUGUGGCAGAAAUCAAUGCAGCUGGCGGUAAAGCUAUAGGUAUCAGCACCGAUGUUUCCGACGGGAAAAGCGUCAAGAACGCGUUCGAGCAGUUGAAGAAGGAAUUGGGAGGUGCAACGCUUGCUGCCGCCAUCUACAAUGUGGGUGGUGGAUUCAUCCGCAAGCCUUUCCUGGAGCUCACGGAGGAGGAGUUCGAGGUUGGGUGGGCAGCCAACGGACGAGGAGCAUUUCACUUUUCGCAAGCUGCUCUGCCUCUGCUGCUGGAAAGGGUCAAUGCAUCGCCCGAGUACCCUCCCACACUGAUCUUCACAUCCGCCACUGCCGCCAUGAAAGGUUCCGCACACUGUGCCUCCUUCGCGACAGGCAAGUUUGCUCUGAGAGCGCUGGCACAAUCACUGGCGAGAGAAUUCGGCCCGAAGGGCAUUCACGUCGCGCACGCCAUUAUUGAUGGUGUGAUUGACAUUGAGAGGACCAAGGCCUACAAAUUUGAUCAUCCAGACGCGAAGAUCAAACCAGAGGCGAUCGCCGAUGCGUACUGGUAUCUCCAUACCCAGCCCAGGACAUGCUUCACCAACGAGCUCGAUAUCCGGCCAUAUAUUGAAAAGUGGUGA
Molecule: messenger RNA, 741 nt
Organism: Exophiala dermatitidis NIH/UT8656
Lineage: Eukaryota; Fungi; Ascomycota; Eurotiomycetes; Chaetothyriales; Herpotrichiellaceae
Product: 7-alpha-hydroxysteroid dehydrogenase
Exons: 4
Coding region: 1-741 (246 amino acids)
Source: RefSeq, a predicted model, not a curated record